CUCAGGAAAAGCAACACGUACAAUUCCUUAUUCCACGCGUCUUCCUCUCCACCCGAGAGGAACUUAGAGACUAAGAGAGCGACGAGAACAACACCUCAAUGUUCACACUUGUAUAUGUAAACUUUGAUGAUAAGAUCGGAUCUCGGAAGUGAAGGAUUAUAGUUUAUAGUUUUAUAUCUUAAACUAGAUUCGAGUUUCUACUUUCUACCGACAUAGAUCAAUCAAUUGUUUAUAAGUAAAUGAGCAAGGUAAGAGUAGUAGUAGAACAGAAAAUUUUGCAGAAAAAUGGCUGAGUUUCUGGAUAAGGCGAAGAAUUUCGUAGCAGAUAAGAUCGCAAACAUAAAGAAACCAGAAGCGUCGAUAGACGACGUUGGUUUCAAGAGCGUUACUCGUGAUUCCGCCAUUUUCAAUUCGAAGGUCUCUGUAACAAACCCCUACAGCCACUCCAUACCAAUUUGCGAGGUCUCUUAUACCCUCAAAAGUGGUAACAGCAGAGAGAUAUUGUCGGGGACGAUGCCUGAUCCGGGAUCACUGGAGGAGAACAAGACGACGAUGCUGGAAGUGCCGAUGAAGGUACCGUACUCGAUACUGAUGGAUUUGGCGAGGGAUAUAGGGAAGGAUUGGGACAUUGAUUACGAGCUGAUAUUAGGUCUCACCUUCGACUUGCCCGUCUUCGGUAAUAUUACGAUCCCUAUCUCCAAGAAGGGGGAACUGAAGCUUCCUACCUUCUCUGACCUCUUCUAGGUUCUAACUUCUCUGAUUUCCCUUCAUUCCCAAAUCCCAAUUUCUCUCUUUCUAUAUAUAAUAAUGUAAUCUAGAAUAUCCUGGAUCGCUCCUUUUUAAGUACUAGUAUUACAUUUGAGAUAAGAAAUGAGAAACUCCAUAGUUGAUGAUC
Macadamia integrifolia is the source of this 895-nucleotide messenger RNA. Its product is annotated as late embryogenesis abundant protein Lea14-A-like. Gene Ontology annotation, biological process: response to desiccation. The coding region runs from base 286 to 744 and encodes 152 amino acids. The record is from RefSeq and is a predicted model, not a curated record. The transcript is spliced from 2 exons. Gene Ontology annotation, cellular component: cytosol. Lineage: Eukaryota; Viridiplantae; Streptophyta; Magnoliopsida; Proteales; Proteaceae.